AGUGCAAAAAGCACGAGGGUGGAAAGAGUUUCUGCAUAUACUGUAAAACGGACCUUAUCACUAAGCUACGUUUGAUAUAAGACCAAAACUUGUACAACCAUUUGUACCACUCUAACUCCAAUUGUGCAAAAUUAUUUUACAUUUUAUUUAUCAUCCUUAAAUUAGUUAAAUUUCUUAAUAAGAGAGCAACCAUGGGAGACUUGGUCGAAUUACGUACAUUUCAACUCACCCAGAAAACAAUUCCUCUCAAGGAAUUGAGAAAAUGGAAUCUUUUCAACCCCAUCGGGGACGGAUUUUUGCAAAAUGUUCGUCUCGCACAUAUCGAUGGGCAAGUUGGGUUCCUGGCAACUACAGACGAUAAUGUGUACGCCUUGGGUACCAAUGCUUAUGGAUCCCUUUGUAUCGGCAGCAUAACUCGGGCCUCCAUACCUGUCAAAAUUGACCCUCUUUGUGGACAAACGGUUAAAGAGUUCGCCAUUGGCUGCGGUAGAACUCACUGUUUUGCGAUAACCGCGAGUUUUCGGGUGGGGCAGUAAUUCAUAUGGGAGAUUGGGGACUGGAACGGAUGACACGUCAAUAUCUACUCCAACAUUAGUUCAAUUUGAAGAAGGGGUAAAAAUUGCUAACAUUGCGGUCGGAGGUUGGCACACUCUCGCCUUAACUAUGAACACGGCUGAGGUUUUUUCAUGGGUUACAACAUAUAUGGCCAACUAGGCCUGGGGAAUAACACGAAUUAAAAUAAACCUUGUAAAGUUACUGGAAAUCUCGAGAACAUUAGAAUCCAACAGAUGUCGUGCAACCUUUACAGCUCUUUCGCAUUGAGCGAGUCGGGAGACGUGUACUCGUGGGGAUAUAACGGUUAUGGGGAAUUGUGCCUCGGAAACACCACUGGUGUAAAUGUACCUACUAAAAUAAUCAUUGACAAACUUGUGAAGAAGAUUGCAAAUGGGUUACAUCACACCCUUUUACUGACCACAUCUGGGGAGAUCUAUGCUUCCGGUCAUAAUGCACAGAGACAAUUGGGCACUGGAAACACUACAAAUUUAUCCACUUCAACCAAAAUAGCAGAAAAUUUGGGCAUCUUUGAUGACAUUUCUUGCAUGCCGUUUAGUAACCUGAGUUCGGCAAAGUCUGCGGAUAAAAUUUUUGUUUGGGGGGAAAUCCAUAAAGGAGUCACUUGUAUUAAUCCAACAGAACUGGAGAAUUUAUCAAAUUUUCCGCCCCUAAAUUUUAUCAAAUUUAAGGGGACCGCACAAAUUAUGCAUCAAUCGCUAAGUGCAUCAAACUGUGCCGAAAAUCCCCCCACUAUCCGAGAAACUCUACAGACGGCGAUAGACGGAGCAGGGACCGACGUAGCGUUUAAACUUGAGGGACACCUCAUCCGGGUCCACAAGCCCAUACUUAUUUUGCGAAGUGAUUACUUUUCACGGAAAUUUUCACAAGAUUGGAAGCAACUAGAUAACCCGAUCGAAUUGCAAGAUAUUAAACGGGAAACUUUCUACGCAUUGCUGUAUUACCUUUACACCGACAAGCUAUAUUUCUCGGAUGGAGAAAUUGAUAAAAUUUUAGAUUUGCUAAAAUUGGCUGCCAUAUAUUGCGCUACUGGUCUAAAAGGAAAAUGCGAAUCGGUUUUGGCGAAGCAGAUGGCGUUGGCAAAUGUGCUAACAAUUUAUAUAGCCGCCGGAAAGUGUAGCGCGCAAAAUCUGCGCGAUGCUGCGUUCAACUUUGGAGUUGAAAAUUGGAUGACGUUAUCCAAAUCAGGAUUACUUGACCAAGCCGACGUGAGCGGUCAAGACUUGAAGCAAUUCGUGAAGGCUUGGGCGGCAAGAUGUGAGGAGGCAAAGGUUGGUGAAAAUUCGAAUAAACCAAAGUAAAUACAUACACAUAUGGAGGUACAUACCUUUAAAAAGUGAGAAACUUUAUGUUAAGGUUACACUAAUAAACUGUCUAAAUAAUAAUAAUUAUUGCUGAUCAAUCACAACAUCUAA
Molecule: messenger RNA, 1988 nt
Organism: Folsomia candida
Lineage: Eukaryota; Metazoa; Arthropoda; Collembola; Entomobryomorpha; Isotomidae
Product: RCC1 and BTB domain-containing protein 1-like
Exons: 8
Coding region: 789-1874 (361 amino acids)
Molecular function (GO): protein binding
Source: RefSeq, a predicted model, not a curated record